Molecule: messenger RNA, 866 nt
Organism: Darwinula stevensoni
Lineage: Eukaryota; Metazoa; Arthropoda; Ostracoda; Podocopida; Darwinulidae
Source: the annotation of a GenBank genome assembly
CCCUGUCUCGCAGUAAUACUGGUUCCUACAUAAUUUUGGAUUUUGGCCCACAGACGGAAGGAGACAGGAGCAGAGAUCAAGUUUUUCCUACCAAACAGCCCAAGUUGAAGGUAAGAGCAGACUGUGACUUUACAUAGAAGCCCAUAUAGCCAAAUCUGCCCUGGGCAAAAGCAUCAUGAAGGAGCUUCAACCCAGGUCAUGUGGCCCAAGUGACAACUUGAAGCUGAUGAGGUUUUAUCUUAGGAUUGCAAUUGUUCGGGAAAUCUACAAUGGAGAAAACUCUCAGGAGCAAUUUGAAAUGGAGUUGGAGAAGGCCCUGGAAGACAGCUAUGAGAUCAUCAUCAUUGAGCCAUCACAGCUAGGCAAAGACACACAGCUCUGGAUCUCCAUGGGAAACUGCUUGCACAAAACCUCUGUCUUGUCUGGACUUGGAUCCAUUAUAUCAGCUUAUGUAUGGCCUGGGAAGACUUGCACCUUCAUGCCACUAGCAAUCCUGUCCCUUGUUUGUGCUGGACUCUACACGCUUUCAUGGCAAACAGACCCCUGUGUUGCCUAUCAGGUGGAGCAGAAUGCUGGGAAAGUGGAGAGACUUUCAGCUGGUUCAUGCGUGGUUCUGGUGCGGAAGAAGACAACCCCCCGGAUCAUACUUCAUUCCACCAUUUCCAUGCUGGCUGCCUGUACUUGUGCCUGGCGGUUCUUCUACCUCUUCCGAAAGCGACCAUAGGACUGCAGCAAAGCACUCUGCUUAUUUGGGACAUUGUGAUACUUUCAUCUGACUAGCAAGUGCAUGCAUGUGUGACUUAUUUUUUUAAAAUAAUUUGUAUCAUAUGCUGUAGGGUAUCAGGACUCUGCUUUUCAUUUGCAAU